Messenger RNA from Petromyzon marinus (sea lamprey), 1480 nucleotides. RefSeq lists its product as uncharacterized. The record is from RefSeq and is a predicted model, not a curated record. Gene Ontology annotation, biological process: cytokine-mediated signaling pathway. Gene Ontology annotation, molecular function: cytokine receptor activity; protein binding. Lineage: Eukaryota; Metazoa; Chordata; Hyperoartia; Petromyzontiformes; Petromyzontidae. Gene Ontology annotation, cellular component: external side of plasma membrane.
GGUGGAGGAGGAGGAGGAGGAGCUGAGUUCCGAGUGCGGACAGAUGGAGUGUGACGUAGAGAGACCCGUCAUGUGCCACUCCGACAACAACGACGACGAUGAUGACGACGACGAUGACGAAGCAAGCGAAGUUGAGGCGGCAUGGACCCCCAAGAGAGACCCCAGGUGUCAGGUGGUCACGUGGGAACCCCCAGGCAUCCCUGGGAGCGAGGCUCGUGACGUGCUCUGUGUGCAACCAUUCUACUCCGACCACGUGGUCUGCACCUGGCGGCCGGGCCACCAGGCCCCGCCUGGCGUGCAGUACUCCCUCAGCUACUGGCUCACCGGCCACAGCAAGUGGAGCGAGAUGAGGGAGGGCGCCGUCGUCCGGGAAUCCUCCGCGGGGCCCUCCGGGAAUGGCUCCGGCCUCCUGCGAGCUUCCUUCCCCCUGAGCGAGCCGGUGCAGCUUUGCCUUGGCCUCGCCGUGCUCAUCAGCAGCCCGGACACGAGGGUGCGACCCGUCUACCGCACGCUGCCGGCGAGAAAACUAGUCCAAGCCCCGAAGCCUGGGAAUCUCUCCCUGGCGAUUGACAGCCAUGGAGAGGUCGUGGUGAGUUGGGAAGUUCCCGACCUGCAGUCCAGCUCGAGACCACCUAGUAGCCUCAUGUACAACGUGUGCAUGACGGACAACGUGGACACGGUUUGCAUCGAGAGGAAGGAGCCCAGGGCAUUCGUGGACAAUGAGAAAGUCCACACCAUCGCGGUGCAGGCCCGGCUGUGUGACAGCUGGGACAACAAGAUUACCUGGGAUCACAGCAGUGAGUGGCAGCACCUCGUGCUCCCAGCGCGGAGGGACGAGGAUAAGGAGGGGAAGGAUCUCCUCGUCGCGGCCGCGCUCAUUGCUCCUGCCAUCAUCGCCUUCGUCAUCAUGUGCAUCGCCGUCAAAUACGGAUGGAUGGUCAAGGCCCACGUGUGGCCUCAAAUCCCUGGGCCCAGCGACCUCCUCCACGACUUCAAGUUCGCCAAGGAGCAGAUCGCACAGGCCCCCACGUGCCGCGUGCCGGAGGAGUUCUUCUCCAGCGUGGAGAUCCUCUCCGAGUGCCAAUCCUCGCGGGCCGCCCGACAGCCGCUCAUCCCCUCCAUCGUCACGGCUGUCCCCCCUCCUCCUCCUCCUCCUCCGUCCGCUGCCGCCGUGGUCGGCGUUACCGCGGGGGCCGGGGUGCUCGCCACGGCCACGGACUACUGCUCGCUGGCCGAGGCCAACGCGGGUCCGUCGGCGUGGCGACCGGGAUGAGGCUUCGCUCCCUCCUCCUCCUCCUGCUGCUGCUGCUGCUGAUGCUGCUGCUGACUCCCCACACCGUGGGAGAGGGGGGGGUCACCCGAAACCAAAGACCCGGGACAAAUUCACGAUCACCACCUUCAUGGACUCUCUCACUCUCCUGCCUCUCCCCUCUCAUCUCACUCCACUCCCCUCCACGCACUCUCCCACCUCUCAUCUCAC